CGCUCCAACGGCGGGUCCCAACCGGCACCUGCAGCCGUUUUCACGCUUCGUAGCCGCCUUCGGUUCCUCCCCCGAGCGGCUGUGGCCCGGCUCUCCCGCUCUCGGCGUGGUUUGUGUGGACGUCCGCAGUCGGCCUUGGCCCCGGGGGGUUUGUCCCUGGCCUCGGCGUCCCGGGGCAGAGAGCCUGCCACUCUGUCCAGAGCUGUGCCGGCCAUGGAGGAGCCCGGGUCCAGGGCAGAUGCCCUGAAAGGAGUGAUGCCAUGCCCCCUCAGCCGCCCUCUGUUCCAGCAGGAAGACAAGCAAGGGGUCACCUACCGGAUCCCUGCCCUGCUCUAUGUGGCCCCUGCAGACACCUUCCUGGCCUUUGCAGAGAAGCGGUCCACGAGCAAGGAUGUUGAUGCGCUCCACCUGGUGCUGAGGCGAGGGCUGAGGACGGGACGCUCAGUGCAGUGGGGACCCAUGACACCUCUGAUGGAAGCCACGUUACCUCAGCAUCGGACCAUGAACCCCUGUCCCGUGUGGGAGGAGAAGCAUGGCCUCGUGUACCUCUUCUUCAUCUGUGUGCGGGAUCACGUGACUGAGAAGCAUCAGAUUGUGUCAGGCCGGAACGCAGCCCGCCUCUGUGUUAUCUGCAGUGAGGAUGCUGGCCGCUCGUGGGGCGAGGUGAGGGAUCUGACGGAGGAGGUCAUUGGGCCCGAGGUGAAGCGUUGGGCCACAUUUGCCGUAGGCCCAGGUCACGGUGUCCAGCUGCAGUCAGGGAGGCUGGUCAUCCCUGCCUAUGCCUACUAUGUCCCUCACUGCUGCUUUGGCUUCCCGCUGCCCUGUGCCUCCAAGCCUCACUCCCUGAUGAUCUACAGUGAUGAUCUAGGCACGACCUGGCACCACGGCCGACUCAUUCAGCCCCUGGUCUCAGGGGAGUGCCAGGUGGCAGAGGUGACAGGGAGAACCGAUCACCCUGUGUUGUACUGCAGUGCCCGGACACCCAAGAGGUACAGGGCAGAAGCAGUCAGCACGGACAGCGGCGAAUGCUUUCAGAGAUCAGCCCUAAACCAACAGCUCUUGGAGCCCCCGCAUGGCUGCCAAGGCAGUGUCGUGAGUUUCCAGCCCCGGGAGCUCCUACGUGGGUACCAGGCCCCGAGAGGCAAAGACUCUCCUCCCAAGACACCACACCCUCAGCUUGACAACUCUCGGAGACUGCAGCAGGAAGCAGGGAGUGAAUCAUGGCUUUUGUACUCACACCCAACCAGCAAGAAACAGAGGGUCAACUUGGGCAUCUUCCUCAACCACUCGCCUCUGGAGGCUGCCUGCUGGUCCCACCCCUGGGUCCUGCACUGGGGACCCUGCGGCUACUCUGAUCUGGCUGCUGUGGAGAAGGAGGGCUUAUUUGGGUGUCUGUUUGAGUGUGGGAUAGAGCAGGAGUGUGAACAGAUUGUGUUUUGCCUGUUCACGGAUCAAGAGAUCCUGAGUCACAUGCAAGAGCACUGCAUCGACCCUGGCAGGAUCCCCACACUGGUUCAGAGCCCACCAACUUGGCGGGGACCUGGGGAAGGCUCGGGGAAAGGAGAUGAGUGCAGCAGGGGUUGCUGACACCCACAGAGAACCAACAUCAGUACUUUGGCUCUGUUCCUGCUGUGGCUUCUCCUUUUCCAAAAAGCGAAGGGAAAAAAUUUGUUAUAGCUACUGCAGGGAAAACAUCACUCAAGUGGGGGUGGCAGGCCCCGAGGUGGCCCUGACUGUGCCACCAGCCGGCUCUGAACUGUGGACAUGUCUUCUGAGCUCUCAAGUGUCCGUUCGGGAGAUGACAGGAUAUCCUCAGGACUUUGCUUUCCUCUUUCUGCUCCGAGGUCAACAAGGCCACCUACACCUGGGACCCUCAUCUCCAAGUGGACAUCAGAAGACUCAUCUUCCCAAUGACUCAGCAGCUCAUCCAAGUGUACCAUUGAAGAAAGACCUGAAUGGUUGGUUCUGUUGUUCACACCUAACAUGCAACAUCCUUCUAAUCCUGUCCAGAGCUUCACAGGCUCUGGAUCCUAGAGAACCAGACAGAACAAAAUCAUGAGGUCACCUACCUUCUCAAGCUCUAUAGCUUUGCUCACCCUUUCCUUACCCCAGGAAAGCAUGAUGGCCUUGGGAGAAAAGGAGAAGCUAGGGACAGAGAUUCUUAAUAAUGCAACUCACUAUUUCUCCUGCGACAGACUUGAAGGGCCAUCUAUUAAUGUGGGUGGGUUUUGUCACUUUUCUUUGGCCAUACCCAGCGAUACUCAGGGCUCAUUCCUGGUGAUGAUUGACGGACCAUAUGGGGUGCUGGGGAUUGAACCUGAAUCGACCUCAUGCAAGGCAUACACACUUCCCACUGUCCUAUCGCUCCUGCUAAGGUAGUUUCUGAUGGGGAAAGGAUAUGGGUUAGAACUUUCAAACACUGGACGAAACGUUCAUUGUCCCUGCCUCAGGUUGCUCGCAGUUUGUGAGACUGGAAGAGAGAAGAUGCAAGAAAUGAGCAUGACUAGGGGAAAGUUUGUCAGCAGCUUUCGGCCACUGUCUUCCUGGCAUCUCUGUAGCUUGUUCAGGCUGCUGGUACUAUCCUGGCUGUCCUCAGCUGCUUCCCAACCCUCUAGGAAAAUCUCUCAACCCCCAGUUUUCUGAAAUCAGUAUGAAGUAGGGAGGUCACUAUCUUAAUGGUUUGGGGGCUGAACUCUGCUAGGCCUGGAGUUCUUACGUGAUGCCUGAGAGAUCACUGACUCUUUUAUCUCCAUUUCUUCUGUAGCUGGGUAUACAGUGGGAAACAUAUGGGGGUUUUGUUUUGCCCCUGUUAAGGAGGAUCAUGCCUUAACUUAGUGUCGGUAAAUAUAAUUCAUGUUGAGUGAUGCCCCUGGAAAGCACCUCUUUGUCAUGGCAGGUGGCUCAAGAGGCUUGAAGUUGUUCGUUUCCCCCCAAGAGUGGGGACAGCCACAGAAUGAAAAGAGAGCUUAUGUCCCCCAAAAUGAAGGUGGAGCUUAUGUGACCCCACUUCUGCAUGUGACAGAAGUCCAUGGCUUAGAAUGACUUUAAAAAAAAUUUUUUUUAUUAGUGAAUCACCGUGAGGUACAGUUACAGACUUACAAACUUUCAUGCUUGUGUUUCAGUCAUACAAUGGUCAAGUACCCAUCAAAGUACCAGUGCCCAUUUUCUACCAUCAACGGUCCCAGCAUCCCUCCCACUACCUCCCCACCCCCGUCCUCACCCACCACCCCCCGCCUCUGUGGCAGGGCAUUCCCUUUUGUGCUCUCUCUCUCCUUUUGGGUGUUGCGUUUUGCAGUAGAGGUAUUAAGUAGCCAUCAUGUUUCAGCCCGCAUCUCCCAUCUCAAGUGGGCCCUCCUAGCACCUUUACUUGGUGGUCCUUUCUCUAUCUGAGCUGCCUUUUCCCCCAGCAUGUGAAGCCGGCUUCUAAGCUGUGGAGUACUCCUCCUGGUACUUAUCUUUACUACUCUUGGGUGUAAGUCUCCCAUUCUGUUACUGUAUAUUCCACAGAUGAGUGCAAUCUUUCUAUGUCUGUCCCUCUCUUUCUGACUCAUUUCACUUAACAUGAUACUCUUCAUGUUAAUCCCCUUAUGCAAAUUUCAUGACUUCAUCUUUUCUAACAGCUGCAUAGUAUUCCAUUGUGUAGAUGUACCAAAGUUUCUUUAACCAGUCAUCUGUUCUUGGGCACUUGGGGUUUUUUUCCCAGAUUCUGGCUAUUGUAAACAGUGCUGCAAUGAACAUUCAAGUGCAGAUGUCAUUUUUGGAAAAUAUUCGGUGUGCACUGAAAAAAUAUGUGUAUUCUUUCUUUUUGGGUUGCAAAGCCCUCUAUAGACCUAUUUGCCCUCUCUCUUCUAUCUCUUCCUUCAAAGCCAGUGUUUCCUUGCUGAGUUUUAAUCUUGUUUAACUAUUUAGAAGUGAUAGGGCAGUGUUGAAGUCUCCAACUACUAUUGUAUUACUAGCAAUGUCCUUGUUAAAAUCUUUUAGCAGUUAUUUUAAGUAUUUAGCUGGUCCCUCAUUAGUUGUGUACACGUUUAGGAGUGUGAUUUCUUCCUGCUGUACAUAUCCCUUGGUUAGUAAAAAAUGGCCUUCGCUGUCCCUUCUAAUCUUUUUCAACCUGAAAUCUAUGUUGUUGGAUACUACUAUGGCCACCCCGGAUUUUUUGAGGGAAUUGUUUGCUUGCAGGAUUGUUUUUCAUCCUUUGACUUUGAGUCUGUGUUUGCUCUGACUGUUCAGAUGUGUUUCUUGUAGGUAGCAGAAAAUUGGGUUUAGUUUCCAAAUCCAUUUUGCCGCUCUGUGUCUCUUAAUUGGUGCAUUUAGACCAUUGACAUUGAGGGAGAUUAUUGUCAUGGGGUUUUGUGCCAUCUUUCUGUAAGGGUUUGUUGUGCUUGUAGGGUUUUUUCCUUGUCUUAUAGUAGCCCCUUUAGUCCUUUUUUUAAGUUUGGUUUUUAGUCUGUGAAGUUCCUGAGCUAUUGUUUAUCCAUGAAAUAGUGUACCGUUCCUUUGAGUUUGAGUGAGAGUUUAGCUGAAUAAAGUAUUCUUGGUGGGCGUUCAUUUCAUUGAUUUUUUUUCAUUUCAUUUCAUUUCAUUUCAUUUUAUUAAGCUUCCUGCAGCUCAUCUUCAAGCUCGCUGAUUCUGUCUUCAACUGUAGCCAUUCUACUAUUGAGGGCACCCACUGAGUUUUUAAUUUCAUCUACAGAAUCCUUUAUUUGUGACACUUCUUUUUGUAACUUUUUUUAUUUCUGCUCUCAUUUCUUCCUGUAUUUUCUUGGCUGUCCGUUCCAUUGUUUCUUUCAUGUCCUCCUUCAAUUUACUGGAUGUCUGUUGAACCGUUUCUUUGAGUUCAUUGAACAUCUUAAACAUUUCAUCUCUGAAUUCUUUAUCAGAGGGCUCGUAUUUGUGGGUAACGCUUGUUGAGGCGUCUGGACCCUUUUCAUCAUCUUCUCCUCAUGGUGGGGAUUUUCAUUGUUUCUUCAUGUUUUUGUAGUAGUAUGGUGGUGGGACCUUCCACUUCACUAUCAGUAUUCCUCUCUGAUUGCAAGAAAGGGUUCUGGGUGAGCUCGAUGGAUGGUAGUCACCUUUUCCCCUUUCUAGAGUUUCACCUUCCUCUCAGGUGCUCCUCAGUGGCUUAGGUGAGGUCUCUAGUGACGCUUCGGAGGAUGUGUUCUUUUAUAUUGGAUUUGUAGAACUUCUUGUGAUGCCAGUAUUAUGGUGCAACAGGAAUAGGCUACUGGACUAUUGGCCUAAUGUGUUUGAGAUAGUCAGAAUAUUCUCCACAGAAUUAGGUGAUGGAAAUGAAGAUGUGAGUCCAGAGUGCCAGGAAAGGGGAAAAUAACUGCGGCCUCGUGACUGGCAGCUGGCCCCCAAAGAGGCUACGCCCACUUCUGUGGAGGCCAUGCCCCUACAAUGAUGUGGGUGGGGUGCCAGGUGGGGGGGGGGCACAAACGUAGGAGAGGGAGAAAACCUUGAGCAGCCCUGGAGGAUGGCGAGGGGGCGGAUGGGAUGACGCUCUGGGAGGUUGGGUGGCUCAGGGUCCGAGAGGACGCCUGGGGCACAGACGUGGGGUAAACGGCGGUCUGGGUCUAUUGACUGACCUGGGAGAGGGAGAAAACCGGGAGCCUAAAGUGACUUUUAACAUUUGCUUUUGCACUUCUGUAUUUGCCCAUGUUACCUUCCCACUAUCCAGUUAGGAACGUUCAAUCAUCCUUAUACUUGAAAUAUUUCUCAAGUGCCCAGGGAUAAUGUAAACUACUUUUUAUUGCCAUUGCCUGGUUGGAAAUAACUUGUGGUUUCCCAUUGCCUACUAACUAGCAUUUACCUUUAUCCUGGUUUGUAGGGCCUUCACUUAUUGGGUAAAAUAAUAAGUAACUGAUCUUCACACAAAGCCAACAGCCAGAGAAGACCUCUGCCUCAUUGGCGUGUGGGUGAGCAUCCAGGCUUCAGGUGGUGAGAGUCCCGGAGGGGAAGGGGAAGGUGAUGGCAGCUGUGAAGAAAAGGAAUAGCAGAAGAGAAGGGUGCCGGCACCAUUCGGAAGAGAAUGAGUCUCAGCCGGGAGAGAUGGUGUAGGUGGUGGUCGCUGUGAAGAAGAAAUGAACAGGCUGGAGCAGUUCCCUGAGCCCUGGGCAGGGACAGAUGCCUGCACACGCCCGCAGACACGGUUGCAUGAAGUCCGCCCCUACCAAGUUUGUCCUGUCCUUGUUCUUUGCAUCAGUAUUUGGACUGGUUUUUCCUGGUCACCAGGUCUCAAGAUAUCUAGAAGAAAACCACAGCCUUAGAGACGAGACCAGGAGCUC
Sorex araneus (European shrew) is the source of this 6287-nucleotide messenger RNA. RefSeq names its product neuraminidase 3 (gene NEU3). The record is from RefSeq and is a predicted model, not a curated record. Gene Ontology annotation, biological process: ganglioside catabolic process; oligosaccharide catabolic process. Bases 214 to 1587 code for a protein of 457 amino acids. Gene Ontology annotation, cellular component: membrane; lysosome; cytoplasm. Gene Ontology annotation, molecular function: exo-alpha-sialidase activity. The transcript is spliced from 3 exons. Lineage: Eukaryota; Metazoa; Chordata; Mammalia; Eulipotyphla; Soricidae.